Condylura cristata (star-nosed mole) is the source of this 6066-nucleotide messenger RNA. It is a transcript of the gene ZBTB18, whose product is annotated as zinc finger and BTB domain containing 18. Gene Ontology annotation, biological process: regulation of transcription by RNA polymerase II. Lineage: Eukaryota; Metazoa; Chordata; Mammalia; Eulipotyphla; Talpidae. The record is from RefSeq and is a predicted model, not a curated record. Gene Ontology annotation, cellular component: nucleus. Gene Ontology annotation, molecular function: RNA polymerase II cis-regulatory region sequence-specific DNA binding; protein binding; DNA-binding transcription factor activity, RNA polymerase II-specific. The transcript has a single exon. The coding region runs from base 2380 to 3984 and encodes 534 amino acids.
GGUAGGAGUAGCGAGAGAUUAGAUUGAGCAUAUUUCUGUUUGGGUGUUUUGUUUAUUUAAUUAAAAAAAAAUCACAUUACUUUUCUAACCAAGUUUAGGAAUAAUAUAUGAAAUUGAGUAUGAAAUGAGCAUCUUACUGGAGUUGAAAAUCUUGGACUUGUUUAGUUGUGAUUUUUAGCCCUUUUACUUGGGUAAAUAAAUAACUUUAAGGCAUAGAAAUGCUUGAAGUUUUGAAAUGUUAAGGCUUUGAGAUAAUUGCUUUUUGAGAUCACUUUGGAUUAAAAUGCUUUUUUGUUGUUGUUUGCUGCUAUUUAGAUUCUUUUUUGCUUGGAAGGGAAGAAAUAGUAAACUGUCUGGAAUCCAGCAUUCAAACUUACAUGAGAAGAUUAUUCUAGUUAAGAAGCUAGAUUGUUGUGUAAUUAAUUCCACUGUGAAACUUUAUUCUUCAAAACAUUCAGCAGCACUACUGAAACAUACAGCUGUAGUGCUUUUGAAACCGAAGGUUUUUUAAGAAGGGGGAAAAAAAACAACAAAAACUUUUGUCCCCAGGAGAAUAGUUUGACUGGUUUCCUCAUUUCUCUUUCAAAUAUAUAUUUAAGAGAUCUUUUAUUUCAGCAUAACAAUAAUUAUUUGCAGGAGUUUUUGUGUGAGGGACUAAUUUAGAACUUGUAGAUUUGAGCUGCCUGAAUUGGCCAGACAGCUGUAAGCUCACUCCUCUAUUCUUAAUCUCUUUAUCUGGGCAGCAGCUGCCAUAUGGCCACAGUCAGCUGGAUCAGAUGUUUAUAAGCUUCCUUCUCCGUCCCUCUCUGUCCUCUCAGCCUCCUAAUUUGAUCACAGCUACCUUGUGAGCUGCCCUCCAAUCUUUAUUUUUAGCCCUCUCAAGGAUUAGGAUUGAUGUUAGCUGUGGGGCACUUAAAGUGAUUGUCUUGUAAAUCUUGGUUUAUUCUAGCAGGGGCGUCUUGGAGGAUGUGUUUGGGUCCAGGGUGAAAGUUUUAGUCCACGGUGAGCAAAGUGUAGGAGAAGCGGGAAGUAAUUGCUGAAUAUUGAAUUAAUACGUGUUGUGUUCUCAAAAUGUGCUUUCUGAGAUGAAGAGUGUGGAACCUCGCUUCAGAAAGGGGAAGUCAGGUUUUCAUUAUUUUUGAGGAGUUGAACUUUGCAGUUGAGUUUUGACCCUUUGUGUAUUUUCGCCUUCCUUCUCUCUCCAACUCACCCUCCCUCACCAGAAAACAAGGGCAACAAUGCAGAUUUGAAAGAAUAGAAAGAAGCUAGUGGGAAAGCAAAAUAGAUCAAGUUAUGUUGAAACAAAGUAUUUUCUGUUGACUGAGGUAAGGCAGAGUCAGGAAAGGAAAGAGAAAAAGCUUCUCUUUUUCUAGCGAGGUUUCUUUGGGGGGGGGGUUGAAUUUGUAAAGCUUUUGAGUCUCAACUGAGCAUCUUACGCCUGUAUUUAAAAGUUUAAAUUAAUUUUAACGUGGUACUCAUUUUACUGUGCAACGGAUUAAAGUUUAGGUGAGAAUCUUCAGAGUUAAAUAAAGCUCUUCUGGCUAUUAAUUUUCUAAAUGUACAGAUUUUGCAAAGAAAUGUAACCAUUUUUUCCCUCAAUUCAUUAAAAAAUAUUUGGAUUUGUUCAUAGUAAAGAUGAUCUUUCCCAUCUGUUGGUGCAGUUCCUUCUGAUCUCAUACAUGUGCGCUCUACCUGCACAUCUUAAAGCAUUAACAUCUGUUUUUAUACACAGGGUUUUUGUUGUUGUAACACUCUGACUUAGAAAGUAAAUUGUUUGCUAAUUUCUGGGCUAAUUAUACGAUUUCAUUUUUUCUUGAUUCAGCCAAAUGUGUGUAUUUAAAUUGUGCUUCCUAUAGGCAGUCAAGUCUUAAAAGUGAUAAAAUAAAAAGGAUGGCUGCACAAGUUUUCUAAACCUUCCAGAAUGUGUUUGGAACUUUUCUUUGUUCAUAAUCCCAGUUGUUCCCUUUGAAAAUUAAAGCAAAACAAAUGCAAAUAGGCUUCGUGGGACAUAAUUUGAUGAGUGAUUAAUUAAGUUCCCCUGAAAGAAAUCUAAAUUCUUAUUCUCCGUUAAGAGGUGGUGUAGAAAUAGCGACUUUUAAAACUUGACUGAAAGUUCAGGGAACGUGGCGAUGUAUCAGCGGCUCUCUGGCUAGGAUAAGGAAGUUGGGAAAGUACAUUUAUUCUUCUCCCAAGUAGGUUUUAGGUUUUUUUUGUGUGUGAUUUAGUUGCACUUGAGUCAAAGCCUGUUUAAAAUUCAGGGACAUGUCCCUCUGAGGCCCAGGCUGGUGUGUGUGUGUGUGUGUGUGUGUGUGUGUGUGUGUGUGUGUGUUUUAGAUAUGGACACUAGACGGUUGCAAAGUUGUUCCUGACCAGGCUUUCAUGAGAGAUUUCUCUCUUCCAGGUUAUGAAGACAGUAUGGAGUUUCCAGACCACAGUAGACAUUUGCUGCAGUGUCUGAGUGAGCAGAGGCACCAGGGUUUCCUUUGUGACUGCACUGUUCUGGUGGGAGAUGCCCAGUUCCGCGCGCACCGAGCUGUGCUGGCUUCAUGCAGCAUGUAUUUCCACCUCUUUUACAAGGACCAGCUGGACAAAAGAGACAUUGUUCAUCUGAACAGCGACAUUGUUACAGCCCCAGCUUUCGCUCUACUUCUUGAAUUCAUGUAUGAAGGGAAACUCCAGUUCAAAGACUUGCCCAUUGAAGACGUGCUAGCAGCUGCCAGUUAUCUCCACAUGUAUGACAUUGUCAAAGUCUGCAAAAAGAAGCUGAAAGAGAAAGCCACGACGGAGGCAGACAGCACCAAAAAAGAAGAGGACGCUUCAAGUUGUUCCGACAAAGUCGAGAGUCUCUCCGAUGGCAGCAGCCACAUCGCGGGGGACUUGCCCAGUGACGAAGAUGAAGGAGAAGAUGAGAAACUGAAUAUCCUGCCCGGCAAAAGGGACUUGGCGGCCGAGCCUGGGAACAUGUGGAUGCGCUUGCCCUCGGACUCAGCAGGCCUCCCCCACGCUGGCGGAGAGGCAGAGCCGCACGCCGCAGCAGCUGGAAAAACAGUAGCCAGCCCCUGCAGCUCCACUGAGUCUCUGUCCCAGAGGUCUGUCAGCUCCGUGAGGGAUUCGGCAGAUGUUGACUGUGUGCUGGACCUGUCUGUCAAGUCCAGCCUUUCAGGAGUUGAAAAUCUGAACAGCUCUUAUUUCUCUUCACAGGACGUGCUGAGAAGCAACCUGGUGCAGGUGAAGGUGGAGAAAGAGGCCUCCUGUGAUGAGAGUGAUGUUGGCACUAAUGACUAUGACAUGGAACAUAGCACUGUGAAAGAAAGUGUGAGCACUAAUAACAGGGUACAGUAUGAGCCGGCCCAUCUGGCUCCUCUGAGGGAGGACUCGGUCCUGAGGGAGCUCGAGCGGGAGGACAAAGCCAGUGACGAUGAGAUGAUGACCCCGGAGAGCGAGCGGGUGCAGGUGGAGGGGGGCAUGGAGAGCAGCCUGCUGCCCUACGUGUCCAACAUCCUGAGCCCCGCCGGCCAGAUCUUCAUGUGCCCCCUGUGCAACAAGGUCUUCCCCAGCCCGCACAUCCUGCAGAUCCACCUGAGCACGCACUUCCGCGAGCAGGACAGCCUGCGCAGCAAGCCGGCCGCCGACGUCAACGUGCCCACCUGCUCGCUGUGCGGCAAGACUUUCUCCUGCAUGUACACGCUGAAGCGCCACGAGAGGACUCACUCGGGCGAGAAGCCCUACACGUGCACCCAGUGCGGCAAGAGCUUCCAGUACUCGCACAACCUGAGCCGCCACGCCGUGGUGCACACGCGCGAGAAGCCGCACGCCUGCAAGUGGUGCGAGCGCCGCUUCACGCAGUCCGGAGACCUGUACAGACACAUCCGCAAGUUCCACUGUGAGUUGGUGAACUCCUUGUCUGUCAAAAGCGAAGCCCUGAGCUUGCCCACUGUCAGAGACUGGACCUUAGAAGAUAGCUCUCAAGAACUUUGGAAAUGAUUUUAUAUAUAUCUAUACAUAUAUAAAUAAUAUAUCUAUACAUAUAUAUAAAUAGAUCUCUAUAUAGUUGUGGUACGGUCUAAAAGCAGUCUUGUUUCCUGGAACUAAAAAGUUGGGAUAUUAACUUGUUUUUGCACUUUAGAAUAGCAUGAGAAUCUCACUAAUUUAGCAUUUUGGUAAAAGAAACUUUAGAGCAAGUCCGAGAGUAGAGGUGUUUUUCUUUCACGGGGGUAGAAGUAAGCCAAUCCACCUUUGAGACAAAUUGACCUAUCAAAAUGCUUUCCUAUGGCUUAAUUUCGUCGCCACGGCAUUGUCUUUUGAACUCUGUUUUUUCACUUUUUUUUUUUUUAAAUAGAAAUUCCCUCCCGUUUUUUAGCCUCUUUCUAUGUCUCAAAUUGCAUGAAUCUUUGCUGGCUGUUGGAAACCUGAAUGCUUUUAGACCCAAAUGGAAAAUUUCUGAAAUGCUGGAUUAUCUAUUUUUAAACAAGCAGUUGACUUACAACUUUCUGUGGCAACUUCUGGUUUUCUGACGGUUCCCAAUGAGAGAAAUUCUGAAAGAACACUGGGAUCACUGGGACGCUGUCUUUGUGAAGGUUUGCUUGAGAUGAAAAAGGAUAUUGCAGCUUCAGCAGUGUUGAACUGUGUGUUGAAAAUGUGAAUUACUGUUAUUGUAUACUGUAAUUGAUUACAUGGGCGGGGGGGUGUCAAAGAACUUGACAGGUUGUGUUGAUGCUCUUAGUUGAGUCUUGAAAAGUAAAUAUUAACGCUACAGAAAUGCAUGAGUUUCAGUAUAUUUUUUGUCUUUGUUUGCAUUGUAUAACUUUAACGAGUGAGUUUAAAAUUAUUUAAUUUCCUUAGAAAAAUAGCACCAUUGGGGGAAAAAAAAAACCUGGUGUUAUGAAGAUCAUAAAUGCACUGUUUUUUUUUUAUUUUAUAUAAUUUAAAUUGACUUUCCCACUGUCUUUAAGUUGAAACUGUUAAGCUGAAUAAAAACUUAAGCUGCAAAUUGAUAACUUCGCUACAUAACAAGGAGAAUAUAAAUGUUUACAAACGGCUUAAAGAUUUGCAUGUGCAGUGUGCAUUUAUAACAAACUUCUGAUUGCACAAAACCCAUGCCAGCUCCAAGAUUAGGUGUACACAUUUACCCAGUUGAGCAUUUUUAGAAUAACUACUGCACAAAUUGACAAUAGGUCAUUUUUUUUUCCUCCCCUCUUCUUUUUCUCCCCUUCUUCCUCCUUUCCCCCUCCUUUUCCCUGCUCCUUCACCCCUGCCCCCACCCCCCCACCCCCACUCAUGAAAAGAUUCUAUGGACUGAAAAAGCCCCAGGCUGAAAGGACUGGACUGCCUUGAUUGACAUGGGGAAGGGGUUCGUAGACUAUGUGUAUCUGGGCAGCCAAGGCUGCCGCCCGAGUGUGGUUUAAUGACCAGCACACAGGGCAAAAGCAUUUUGCACAGUGUUUGUUUUCCUGUCUUGCACUUACAAAUAAGGUCUAUGGGAGUAGCAUGGAAAACGUUUGCUGUUUUUCCCUUUUUUUUUUUAAUUGCUUUUGUUUAAAAUUUGAUCGCCUUAACUACUGUAAACAUAGCCUAUUUUUGUGCUUAAGAUACUGAAUGGAAAACUCCAUUGUGUGUUGCUGGACUGUUUUGGAAAUAUUUGGUCAAAUGUGUGUUAAUUUGGCUGUAACGGCAUUUAAAGCAAACAAACAAACAAAAAAAGCUGUGAAAAUGGCCUUGGAGCAUUACCUUUAGUUACUUGAAGAGUUUCUAGUUUUUUUUUUUAAAUACAGUUUAUGUUAAAAUAAUUUUUAUUAAUUUAGAGGAGACAAUCAAUGUCUGUGAGAAAACGGACUUUCUUUUGGAUUUUCUUUUUGUGGUCAUUGUGAGUGAUUGCUUUUUCUUUUUAUUAGUUUCACAUUCUUCCUUUGUUCUAAAACUUAGACUGACAUCUAGCCUUGACAAUCAUAGUAUGUUUUAUUUUCCUGAGGGGGGUAUAACUUAUAAUGCUGUUUAGUUUUGUACUGUUGGUGUGUUGGUGAAUUUUUAAACUGUGUGCUAACUGCAAUAAAUUAUAUGAACUGAGAA